Messenger RNA from Macrobrachium nipponense, 921 nucleotides. RefSeq lists its product as uncharacterized. Bases 1 to 921 code for a protein of 306 amino acids. The record is from RefSeq and is a predicted model, not a curated record. Gene Ontology annotation, molecular function: nucleic acid binding. The transcript is spliced from 4 exons. Gene Ontology annotation, biological process: DNA integration. Lineage: Eukaryota; Metazoa; Arthropoda; Malacostraca; Decapoda; Palaemonidae.
AUGAUGUAUGCAUCAGCAGCAGCACGUGCCAGUGCUUUCCUCUCAUCAUGGGUUUCCAGAUUCCACAUACCCAAUCACAUCACCUCCAACAGAGACACUACCUUCACGUUGCAGCUCUGGACGUCCCUAAACCGCUUCCUCUGCACACAUUUGCAUCACACAACCGCCUACCAUCCCAAAUUCAAUGGCAUGAUCGAGAGGCUCCAUCGCACCUUGAAAGCAGCUCUCUUGUCUCGCUGCAACUUCUCGACCUGGUACUCACAGCUUCCAAGGGUCCUCCUUGGCCUUCGGACCAUGCCUAAAAAGGGCCUUGACCUCUCAGUAACCGAGUUAGCACAUGGCAAUCCACUUAUGAUACCCGGUGCAUUCUUCCCCUACAAUAACACCUCACCCGACAUCAUCAGACUCCAGACCAUCAUUGGAAAAUUCGCCCAAUACUGCCCAUCCUGUAGGCUAAACGACAAGACCUUCAUCCCAAAGGACCUAAAUGCAACAUAUGUACUCAUCAAAACCAAUGCUGUUCGACCGUCUUUGACCCAGCCUUACACAGGAUCCCGCGUCAAGUUUCCAAGGGCAGGACGCCAUCUGGUCAACCCUCAGGGGGGAGUAUUAAGCCAGCACUCCCAGGCUGUUUCUAAUGCUGCAAGUGACAGGACGUCGCCAACUCCCGACAAUAUGUCGCCAAACUUAGUGAUUCUCACGACUCUACCCAUGGCAACGAAUCAAGUCAGCAGUGUGGUGCUGACAGCGAAGGAGAAUGUCGGGUGGGGAGGAGGAAAGGAGAGGAGAGGAGAGGAGGAAGUGAGGGACCUGGAAUUGUUACCUUCAACUCCCAGAUCGCCAGUGAACUUCAACAUGACUAAUGAGCACUUCCACAUUACACUGCUUCAAGUCGCGUGGCCCCUCAGUGUGGCCGAGUAG